GGAGCCGAGCGGAGUAAAAUGGCUGCCGCAGAGGCCGGGCCCGGACAGUGUCGGCGGCGGCAGCGGCCGCGCCUCCUCUUCCUCCUCCUCCUCCUCUUGUGUUGAAGUGGGCGGGCGGAAAGGCCUAGCUUCCCGGGGGAGCUGGGUAAUUAUGGCAAUCGCUCGGGAGGGGCUGCCGGCCAAAGGGUCUUUCGCGGGGCUGGUGCGCGAGCGCGUGUGUAUGUGUGCAAAAAAAGAUUUGCAGCUCCUGCAGUCAUGGAAGAGGAGGAGAAUCGACGCCCCCCAGUAAGGGAGGAUCCUGCACGAGGUGGCGAGAAGCCGGCCAGUGAACCUUCUCUCGAUGCAGAUUGGGACCAAUCGGGAGCCCUCUGUGCUGGCCAAGCUAUUAUUCUGAAAGCUUUGCAGCAAGCUGUGGGGAGCAGCCUGCCGGGUGAACUGCAGGAUCCAGCCAGUGAGAAAGAUGCUGAAUGCAAGCACACAAGCCGGAGGAAAUUGUGCAAGAGCUCCAGAUCCGAAGGACUCGGAGGAACCUGGCUGGGAACUGGGGACCCUGCACUGGCCUGCGAUAGGAAUGCCACAAUGGGUGAGGUCCUUGAGGCUCCUUCUUCUGAUGUGGUGCCUGACUUGGCUGGAGUCUUUGACUACCUGGAGUGGACUUACCAUUUCCCACAGGGAGUAGAGAGCUCCGUAGGAACUCAGGCAGUUUACGGGGAUGAAGAUAUGGAAGAAGUGGAGCUGGUGGCUGAGGUGCGGCUGGGGGAUGUGGGCGCCUUGUCUGGCAUCUUGAGAAGAAAUCUGUCUUGGAGGAGGCAGAAGUCUGCCUGCCUUGGAUUAUCUGCACCUUGCUGGAGAGGAAGCCACGCUUGUCCCCUUGGCCACCGUUCCCUUUCAGAGCAGCCUUAUCCUCUGGACUCACACAGAACUCUGCCUGUAAUGGACCUGGCUCCUUGGACUUCUCUUUUAGCCAGGAGCCAAGUUUCGCAGUCCCCUAAAGCAGACAGGACUUCUCCCUCACCUUGCUUGGGCAUGACUCUGGGUACUGGCACGGGGGUAUCCAGCGGGGGGCAGCAGCGCCCGCAGAGCGCCGCCAGCCGGGAAUCUGAAUCCCAGCAGCGUUCCCAGCCACCUCCCACCAACUCCUUGGACAAGGCCGAUUCCAGCACCUCUUCUUCGCCAUCCUGCUCUUCAUCGUCAUCCUCAAUCUCCUGCCACCAGGGCCUGCUGGGCGAAGGUGGCGGCGACUCUUCAAACCCCUGCCCCCCAAUGCGCUCCCCGGACUUAGAUAUUUAUGAUCCCUUCCACCCGACCGAUGAGGAUAACCUCAAUGGUGAUUUUGCCUUUGGCGACUCUCCCCACAAAGAGGCAGAGGGUGGGCGGCAUGACCAGAAGUACGACCCCUUCGACCCCACGGGCUCUAACCCCAGUUCCUCCAUCAGCACCCCUUCGCACGAGGAUGAUGACGAAGAUGAGGACGAUGAUGAAGACGACCCUGACCGACACCCUCCGGACAUGUCCCACAGCAUCAGCCGCAUCUCGGAAACAUUGGCUGGGAUCUACGACGAAAACAGCCUGAGCCAAGAUUUCCCCAGCUCGGACAAAGGGCAGGAAGAUUCUGAGCCAGAUGUGGAACCCGGUAGGGAUUACGAAACGGAGGCAGCCUGCUCUGCUGAGCUUCCCGAGGGCAAAGAGCCUCCGGGCGCCGAUUCCACUCUGCCUGAGGAGCUUCCUUCAGAGCAGGCGGAAGCUAAAGCCCCUGAGCCACGCCGCCGGGUCUUUGUGGUAGACUUGGCCCCCAAAGGACGCUUGGAUGCUGAAACCAAGCCGCAGCUGGAAGGGAAAGUGUCCCUGGAGGUGGUGACCGUGGGAAACGCCAAGCUGAGGAGUGGCGAGAAGAUGUCCAAAGGAGGUGGGCAUCAUCGGGCCGGACGCCGGUCAUCCAUGGAGUGGGACGGGAGUGGCGGCGGCGACUCGGAAAUUGAGGAAGGCGAGAUUGUCCAGCCAGAGGAUGAGCGCUAUAGCCCCAUUCGACUUUUCCGGAGCAGGUGCCGGCCUGCCGAACAGCGCACCCUGCGGGUGGUCGAGGGAGACGACUUCCUGUCGCUGCACGCAGACUCAGAUGACGAGGGAGCCCUACAGAUCGACUUCAGCGAGAGCCAGCCUGACCCCCGUUGGAAGGGCGUGGACUUGAGGAGAAAGAUUCUGACCCAGCGACGAGAGCGCUAUCAUCGAGCCCCCUCGCCCCUGCCUCCACCACCGCCGCCUCCGCCAGCCCCCAAGCGCCCUGCCUCCAAGUCUCACUCUGGCUCGAGCUCCGGCUCCUGCAAGAAAUUGAAAAGGGAGCGCAAAAGGUCACGUGAGCGCAAGGCCUCGAAAACCAAGGAGGCUUACGUCUCCCCGUGGAACCCGAAGAAGAAAUCCAAAUCGCGCUCGAAAUCCAAGGAGCGCCGGCAUUCGCACCACAGGGCUUCGCGGUCCCGCUCACAUCACCGAACCUCCCGGUCCUGGUCGCCGUCGAUCAGCACUAGCUUGUCUGCGGUUGGCUCCUCCCAUACCUCUGCUGAGCGGCGCAAGAGCAGGAGAUCAAAGUCGAAGGAGAAGCGCCGCGGCCGGCGCUCUCGGUCGCGCAGCAGCAGCCGUGCCCAUCGCAGCAGGCACAAAGAGAAACAUCGGGGGGAUGGCGGCAGGAAGAAGAAGAAGCGCUCCCGGUCUCACUCGCGGGAGAAGCAUCCUUCCCAUCGGUUGUCCAAGGAUAAGGAACGGGAGGUGCACCUGCAGGAGGAGCCCAAGUCUGAGAAGGUCCUGAUGGAACGGCGUAGAGAUGCACGGACUGUGGUGCCCCCAUCGAUCCAGGACCUCAACGACAACGACCUCUUCACCAUCAAGAGGACCAUCACGGUCAACCAGCAGGAGAAAAUGGAAGGGCUCUUGGAGACGCCGGAGAGAGCUAAGCGGGAAGUCCUUUACGAUUCCGAAGGGUUGAGCUUCGAUGCUUGCUUCUCGGACCGCGAGCCUGCGGAGGAAUCCAAAUCGGGCGGGGGGCGGCUUGCGGCCAAGGAGGACGUGGUCCCGUCCCGCAAGGACAAGCGGCCGGAGGAAGACAUCAAGCAGAAGGUGCCUAAGGAGAAAGAGCGCAAGAGGGCCUACCUGGAGGAGCGCCCUGGUGCCCGCGAUAAGUACAAAAAAAAGUUGAAGGAGGGACCGCCCUGUUCAGAACAGCAGGAGUUGCCCAAAGUGGAGAAAAAGGCCCGGCCGGAUCGGGACAAGAGUGGGAAAAAGAUCAAAGCUGGAAGCCACAAGGAAAGUGGCAAGUUGGGCUCAGGCCGGAAGGUGAAGCUCCAGUCCAAGGUGGCCGUUUUGAUCCGCGAAGGGGUCAGCAGCACCACGUCGGUCAAGGAGGUGGGUUCCAUUGGUGUGAAGUUCAGCCGCGACAAGGAGAGCCGCUCGCCUUUCCUCAAGUCGGAGGAGAAGGUGCUGAUGGUUGGGGCCUCAGCAGCUGGCCAAGGAGAGAUGGCCAACGUCAAGGAGCCAGGGUUCAAACCCAAGAAAGUCAAAGGGCUGAAGGCCAAGAUGGGCGUGAAGAAGCUGAAGGGCGUCAAGCCUAAGGGUGCCUCAGAGCCCAAGAAGAAGAAGAAGCUCAAGGUGAAGACUGGGCUAAAGAAAUCCAAAGCCGACAGCUGCAGUCAAGGCGCGAGCAGCCCCUUGAGGGUCAAGGAGGAGCCCUCGUGGUCUGGUUCGGAGAAAUCGGAGGUCACCGCCAAACCACCCAGCCCGCAGCCCUUGGCCCCAGACCAGGAGCUCACGCCCGACUCCCAGACGGUGGACAGCAGCUGCAAGACGCCCGAUGUCUCCUUCCUUCCUGAAGAGCCCCCCGUCGAGCCCCCCAGGGUGCCAGCAGACGAGCCGGAAGCCGACAGCUUGUCCGAGACCAAAGAGGAACAGCCGCUGCAGCCACCCCCUCACCCACCCCGCAGCUUGCCCCAGCCACCGGCCCCCAUGUCAUGGAACCUGCAGGGUGGGGUAGACUGCACCAGUGGCGUGUUGGCAUUGACUGCCCUGCUUUUCAAGAUGGAAGAGGCCAACCUCGCAAGCAGGGCAAAAGCCCAGGAGCUUAUUCAAGCAACCAAUCAGAUCCUGACCCACACCAAGCCCGCUGCCUCCUUGGGCCCCCCUCAGCCACCAGCACCGCCAGCCCACCCACCUGCCUCCCACUUGGCUGUACCGCCCGUCUCCUACCUGCUCCAGAGCUCCCUGCCUCUCGGAGGCUGUGGCUCCACCCCCACCACCCCCACCGGAGUCUUGCCCGGGACGUUGAGCCAGGCUUCGUCAGGCCCUCCCUCGGCGGCCAUAUUUGCCUCUUCCUCCGGCACCGAUCUGGGGAGCACCAGCUCUGAAGGGCGUGGAGACAGCGACAAGUACCUGAAAAAGCUCCACACACAGGAACGGGCAGUGGAGGAAGUGAAGCUGGCCAUCAAGCCCUAUUACCAGAAGAAGGAGAUCACCAAGGAAGAAUACAAGGACAUCCUGCGUAAAGCCGUCCACAAGAUCUGCCAUAGCAAGAGCGGCGAAAUCAACCCCGUCAAAGUGAAUAACCUAGUGAAGGCGUACGUUCAGCGAUACAAGUACUUUCGAAAACACGGGCGCAAGAUGGAUGAGGAGCCAGGCCCCACCAAGGAGAUCGCGGGGCUGGACAAGUCUGGCUUGCCCAUGCCCCCGCUCUGAUUUCCUCCCCAGGGGGGAAAAAAAUCAAAAAGAAUGGCCCUUCUUUAUGCAAAUAGGCUUGGCUGGGCCCCCCUCCCCCAGCCCCCUUUCCUGUGUGUGGGGCGUGUGGAAGGGAGGGGUUGGGGCGACCCGCUUUGUUUGGGAAGGGGUGGCAUUUGGAGAGUGCGGUUCUUGUGCAUCUGCUAUCUGCCCCUCUACAUUCAACAGUUUUAGCCACAAAUCGACUUUGUGUUUUACCCUGUAAAUACAGAUGAGAGGAUGGGACUAAUUUUUAGUUUCAUCACUCUCCAACCCGCCCCGCCCCCCCUUGAUACAAUGGGUGGAUGUUAUUCCCCCACCCCACACCCCACCUUAGUUUUUACUCAUUUAGCAUGUUUUUAAUUUGACGGUUUUAUUCUCGCCCUCCCUCCCGUCAGGAGUCAUGAAAGAGCAGUACCGUGGCCGGCCUGUAGAUGGCAACUUCCUGCCACACUGGGUGGGUAGCACAUCCCCCAUACUCCCCCCAGUUGUAAGUUCGUCUGCCAUACUCUUCCCCUCUCCCACCCCUUUCUCUCCAUAAAACUGCAUUUAGCCAUCUAAACCGAGCUCUGUCUCUGUGGUCCUUUAGUGAGGGGUGUGUGUGCGUGUCUAUGUACUUUUUUUGAGGGGGUGCACUCCCCCAGAACGCAGGUGGAUCACAUUUGUUGCUGCUACUACCACCUUGUGGAAGAACUGCUUUGGUUUUUUUAUUUUUUAAAGGGUGCUUGAGGCAUCGGGCAAAAUCUUGCUUUGCAGAUCACAACCCUCUCCCUGCCCUAUUCUCAGGGGCAACUGCAUCUCUGCACGUUAGAGUAGGCCUAGCAGCCUGGAUCAGCUCUUCAGCCUUUUUUUUUCCUUCUGGAGUUCCCAUUUUCUGAAUUCCUCCUCCAGGGCCUAAUGUUGAUUCUUUUGGCUCAUAACUACCCAUGAAAUCAGUAUGACACAUCGCCUAGGGAUGGGCGAUGUCAGCUUUUCAACAUUGUGAUGCACCGCCAGCCAAACAUCAUGAUGCAGUGGUACACUGCGGUGUUGCAAAGCGGAGGGAGGAACGAGCUGCAUCAGCCACGGCCCUGCGGCGAAAAUGCUGCCCCUCCCACUGAGGGAGCUUCGCCCCGGUGCUUUGUGGGGCUGCAGCCGAAGCAGCUUGUUCUUCCGCAUGGCGGAGGGGCUCAGGAACGGCAGCGGUUUCACCUGCGAUACACUGCUGGGUGAAGGCACCGUCGCGAUCUGGCCCUGGGUGAUGUAUCAAUGCAUCACCCAGGCCUAGUGUUGCCUGGUACUUAGUUGAACCCGAUCACAUUGUAUAGUAAUGGGGGUGGGGGGCUGUGGCCCCCAGUUGUCGCUGGACUCCAAAUUCCAUCCGCCCCUACCAGCAUGGCCAGGGAUGGGAGGUGUCUGGCAAAAUCUGGAGGGCCACAGCUUUGCUUUCCCCCCUCCCCUUGCUGUAGUUGGUCGACUGUACCCCUUUGAUCAUUGAUGUUGACAUCCCCCGAGGAUGCCCAGGGUCAGGUUGCCCAAGAAACACCUGAGGGGUGGGGUAAUACAGGGGUAGUCAGUGUAGUAGAGGUAUUGGGAGAACUACAGUUACCAGUAUGGCAAAUGGCUGAGGAUGAAGAGAGUAAGUAGGAGGGCACUACAUUGGCUAUCCCUGGAGGUAGUGUAUAAACCAGGGUUUCCCAAACCAGGGUCUCCAGCUGUUGUUUUUUUUGGGGGGGGGACUACACUUCCCAUCACCCCUGACCAUUCGUCCUGCUAGCUAGGGAUGAUGGGAGUUGUAGUGUAUACAACCACCGGUGGACAAGACUGCUGCUGAAAAGGGGUGGGUAAGGAAGAAACUUGCAAGGGACUGUGAGGAGGUCUACGU
This is a messenger RNA of Zootoca vivipara (common lizard), 6601 nucleotides long. RefSeq names its product SR-related CTD associated factor 1 (gene SCAF1). Lineage: Eukaryota; Metazoa; Chordata; Lepidosauria; Squamata; Lacertidae. Gene Ontology annotation, molecular function: RNA polymerase II C-terminal domain binding. The record is from RefSeq and is a predicted model, not a curated record.